Messenger RNA from Mya arenaria, 2531 nucleotides. RefSeq lists its product as uncharacterized. Gene Ontology annotation, molecular function: protein binding. The transcript has 5 exons. Gene Ontology annotation, biological process: signal transduction. The coding region runs from base 116 to 2524 and encodes 802 amino acids. NCBI's taxonomy places the organism in Eukaryota, Metazoa, Mollusca, Bivalvia, Myida, Myidae. The record is from RefSeq and is a predicted model, not a curated record.
CGUCGACCACUUAUCAUAAGUUAAAGGACAGUUAAGACAAUCCCAACGUGUUGCUAAGGAAAUCUAGAUCCACAAAAACUACAACUGCUCUUUCAACUGCCCGGAAUUUAGGAAUAUGGGGACUGUAACUCAGUUAGUUAUACUGUUGACGAUUUCCUCGUUGAUCAUUGGAGCGUCUCUCAAUCAUAAUCCAGCGAAAACAGACAAUAGAUGCACCUUCCAAGUAAAUGUAACACAAUUUACUGACGGCAACUAUGGAUAUGUUGUUCAGUGUCAAAACCAGGAUCUCAGAGAUAUUCCAAUUAUCAACAUAGAGAACAUGAACAUGAGUUUCGACAUUACGAUAGAUGUCAGCAUGAAUAAUAUAUCGACAAUACCAUCUGACUCGUUUACGAGGUGGAGCAAUGAAACGAAAAGUCGUACGAAAAGGAUAAUUUUGUCAAACAACAAGUUAUCUUAUAUUUUUCCAUCUGCAUUUCUUGGUUUGAAUAAUUUGGAUUACUUAGAUUUAUCGAACAAUACUUUGACAUGGCCAGAAAGUUUUGGACAUCCUGCCUUCCAUGGCAUUACAUCACUGAGAUUUCUUGACCUUAUGGACAAUAUUUUCCAUAAUUUAUUUGGAUUGGACGAAGAAUUACAAGCACUUUCAAAAUUGCAGGUGCUCAGACUAUCACCAUCAUACACUUUUGGAUACGUCAAGCCGUUAUAUUUUGGGAAAAAAUUCAAUCAUAUGUACAAUUUACGUUCCAUUUAUCUCUCAGGACAAACGAACAACUCUUGUUUCGUUCAUUCUUUAAACGAAGACACGUUUAGCAACGUUCCAUCCCUACAGUUUUUGUCAAUUUCUAAUUGCCGUCUUUAUAACAUCUCUGCAUCAACAUUUUCUACAUUGAAACAGCUGAAAGGAUUGGAUUUAUCCAGUAACUCUAUGCGCUAUUCAGAUAGGGUUUUAAAAGACCUUAAGCAUACACUUGAUUUUGACAGAGUGCUCGUUAACGUUUCUUACAAUAGAGAACUCCAAUGCGACGUGUGGAAUAAUCCAUGCGGAGUUAUAUACACGGCAAGAAAUAAGUUCUCUAAGACACAAAAUGAGAUGACGUUCAACACAAGAAUUACGUUUUUUCAAACGUUUUUGACAAAAUGCUUUCUCUCUCUUUGGCCGGACUGUCUUCUUUUUCUCGUGGCAAAUUUAGCUGUCAUAAUUGUUUUGAAAGCAUUUGUAUGCACUUCAAACGGUAAUGGGAAAACACUUGAAGCAAAACAUGGCUGUAAAUUUAUGAAAACUGAAAAGCCAGAAGCGUUUUGCCAAUCUUUUUUUAUCUCCACUGAGCAACAUGGGACCACCAAAGAAGUUAGCAAAGUAGGAGCACCUACUUUCUGUGACAAGGUAAUCGGACAAGAAGGUGGUAGAAUUUCAUUGUUUAACGUUCAGCUAGACAUACCUUUCGGAGCUGUUCUUGAAGUGACAGAGUUUAUGUUAACGAUCAUCGCAAACGAAUCAAGUAAACCUCGUCUGAAAAAACAUCAGAGUUUACUAAGCCCUAUUGUAAUGGCAAGUCCCUCGGGCAUAACAUUCAAAACAAAGGUGAAACUGCAGUUGCCCCAUUCAGCCAUUGACGUCCACAAGGAUUGGGAUAUUCUUAUUUUACGGCGCCGUGGAAAUUUGAACGACCUCGGUGACUGGGAAACGAUGACUUUUGAUAUCGACGAAGAGUGUGUUAUCAGUGAACAUGCUGUAUCGUUUCAAACAAGACAUUUCACACUGUACACUGUUGUCGGAGAGCCAAGACCAGGCUCGAAUGCUGCCAAAGCUGUGCAUCUGGUGGCAUUUACAAAUAGGCUUCAGCGAGAAACAUUCUUUAAAGCACGUGUUUAUUGCUUAAACUCAUAUAAGGAUGAAAUUGAGGACAUCAAGAGAAUUCAACAUGAACUUGACAAAGAUUCAAAGACGGCUGACACGAAUGUUCUGAUCGUGCAUAACAACGAAAUGGAUAUUGUAGUGAAUGUAGAAAAACUUACAGAGGGAUGGGAAAGUGUCGGACAGCAAUCCGAGAUUUUGCCAUUUGAGCCAGUGUGGCACGGGUUGCAUCCACAUUGCACGUUCGUGUUUCGCUCUACGAACUGCCAUGUGAACUUUGUGGUAUGUGACCUCCAUUCGUACCAAUCCGGAUGUGACAACGCCUUUGUUAAAUUAAAAAUAGCAGACAAUGUUCCAGUGGCAAUGGGUUGCUCUCCGCUUUCAAAGACGGACGAUCCUACUGAAAACUUAAAACGGGAGCUAGUGAUUUUACUUGACCCAGAAAACACAAUUCAGUCCGACGCUGGUAAUUGGAAACAGAUGGCGGAGCAGAUCGGUUAUAUCCUUCCACGAGUCAGAUGGCUGGAAACACAACCUAGCCCGGCCAGGCUGAUUCUAGACAAGUGGUUUGAAGAUGGCAAAACUCUAGUGGAAUUGCAGGAGUUGCUACUUAUCAUUCACAGACCUGAUGCUGCUUCUGAAGUCGAAAAAUAUCUUCCUACAUGAAUAUAAG